This is a messenger RNA of Parascedosporium putredinis, 387 nucleotides long. The record is from the annotation of a GenBank genome assembly. Lineage: Eukaryota; Fungi; Ascomycota; Sordariomycetes; Microascales; Microascaceae.
AUGCCGUCCGCCGGACUCAAGACCAUCAUCGCCCUCUCCUUUGUGCUCGCCGUAGGAUUCCUCCUGGUCAUCCUCUCUUGCGCUCUAUGGAAGGUCUACUAUCCUCUCCUCGUCGUGGCGACCUACGUCCUCGCCCCCGUGCCCAACUGGAUCUGCAGCCACUGCGCGAACCCCGACGACUUUGAGAGCUCGAGCUCCGCGGUGCUGGACCUGGGCAAGUUCUGCACCGGGUUCAUGGUCGUUAUGGGAAUGGCUCUCCCCGUCGUUCUCGCCCACGCCGAUCUCAUCAAGGUUGAAGCCAUGAUCAUGUCCAUAACCGGCGGUCUCCUCAUCUACGGAACCAUCAUCUCCUUUGGCAUGUUCUUCCAAGAAGACCAGGAAUUUUAA